Salvelinus fontinalis (brook trout) is the source of this 4676-nucleotide messenger RNA. RefSeq names its product sodium- and chloride-dependent GABA transporter 1-like. Bases 599 to 2386 code for a protein of 595 amino acids. Gene Ontology annotation, molecular function: gamma-aminobutyric acid:sodium:chloride symporter activity. The transcript is spliced from 16 exons. The record is from RefSeq and is a predicted model, not a curated record. Gene Ontology annotation, biological process: neurotransmitter transport; sodium ion transmembrane transport. Gene Ontology annotation, cellular component: axon; plasma membrane; cell surface. Lineage: Eukaryota; Metazoa; Chordata; Actinopteri; Salmoniformes; Salmonidae.
GCUCCUUUCUCAAAACCACAGCGAUCUCAGUGGUGGAAAUGUUGGACACGGGGAGGGUCGACUUACAGAUGACAUUGACGCUAUGUAGAUGAGAACGGGGGAUUUGUGCUCCGUGUAACCACCCUGGCCGCUGAAGAUAGACGGUGUUACGAGGUGAAGCUGCUGCCUUUUUUUCGUGGUGUUGGUUCUCCGCUCUGCUCUCCUCUGCUUGGCUCUCUCCUUCGGCGUCACCAAGCUAACGGACAGCACCACUCACACCUUAUUCCUGCUUUCCUGCAAACUCACCUUUCCCAUCAGGAUCGUCGUUUAGUUCUGCUUAUCUAUCUCUAAAAAAUAUUUUGAUUUUGGUCUGCCCGGUUAGAAGCUUCACGAACACAACUUUUAGAAGAACGUACGGAAUACUAUACCAUGUCCCACAAUUCUGGUUGUCACAGCAGUUUGAUUGUUCGCUUUUAACUUCCUCCGUGUUCCCGCUCCUUCACAUCCAACGGUCCAUCGGUAAAGAACCGCGGAGCUGCUGUCUACGUGGAUCAGUGGGGUUAAAAUCUUCCAACCGCCUGCCAGCCUUGCCAGGAAAUCUAAAUCUAAUCAGAGAGACAUGGCGACUAAUGGAACUAAAGCCUCGGAUGGACACGUUUUAACGGAGGUGAAUGCGGAGCCUAAUGACAAACCCAAAACCUUGGUCGUUAAAGUCCAGAAAAAGGAACUUCCCGAAAGAGAAAACUGGAGUGGAAAAUUUGACUUUCUCCUGUCUUGCGUCGGGUACGCAAUUGGACUCGGAAAUGUCUGGAGAUUUCCUUAUCUAUGUGGGAAGAACGGAGGAGGGGCCUUCUUGAUUCCAUACUUUUUGACGCUCAUAUUUGCUGGCAUGCCCCUGUUUCUGCUCGAAACGUCCCUCGGUCAGUACACAUCGAUUGGAGGGCUUGGGGUGUGGAAACUGGCUCCCAUGUUUAAAGGUGUUGGCCUGGCCGCUGCAGUGCUUUCUUUCUGGCUAAAUAUUUAUUACAUUGUCAUCAUUUCCUGGGCCAUAUACUAUCUCUGGUCAUCCUUUACUUCUGAGCUGCCAUGGCAAUCGUGUGGAAAUUCUUGGAAUACAGAGCGUUGUUACACCAACUACAGCAUCCCGAACGCAGCCAACCUCACCAGCGCCGUUCAGGAAUUCUGGGAACGUAACAUGCACCAAUUGACGGACGGUCUGGAGAAGCCUGGGGAAAUCAGAGCGCCUCUCGCCAUCACGCUGGCCAUCGCCUGGGUCCUGGUUUAUUUCUGCAUCUGGAAAGGUGUGGCAUGGACCGGCAAGGUGGUGUACUUCUCAGCCACCUACCCCUACGUCAUGCUCUUCAUUCUCUUCUGCCGUGGCAUCACUCUCCCCGGAGCCAUCGAUGGAAUCCUCUUCUAUAUCACGCCCAACUUCGAAAAGCUCAAGGAAUCAGAGGUGUGGUUGGAUGCUGCCACUCAGAUCUUCUUCUCCUAUGGGCUGGGGCUGGGAUCACUGAUUGCUCUGGGAAGCUACAACCCAUUCAAUAAUAAUGUUUACAGAGAUUCUAUCAUUGUGUGCUGUAUCAACUCGUUCACCAGCAUGUUCGCUGGCUUAGUCAUCUUCUCCAUUGUGGGCUUCAUGGCCAACGUGACUAAGAGACCUAUAAUAGAAGUAGCAGCCUCAGGUCCUGGCUUGGCGUUCUUGGCCUAUCCCGAGGCAGUAACCCAGCUGCCUAUCUCUCCUCUCUGGGCGAUCCUCUUCUUCUCCAUGCUGCUCAUGCUGGGAAUCGACAGUCAGUUCUGCACGGUGGAGGGCUUCAUCACUGCGUUGGUGGAUGAGUUCCCCAGGGCUCUGAGAGGAAGAAGAGAACUCUUCAUCGCUGCCGUCUGCCUGGUCUCUUAUAUCAUCGGCCUGUCCAACAUCACACAGGGUGGGCUGUAUGUGUUCAAGCUGUUUGACUACUACUCUGCCAGCGGCAUGUGCCUUCUCUUCCUGGUCUUCUUCGAGUGUGUCUCCAUAUCCUGGUUCUACGGUGCUGAUAAGUUCCUUGCCAACAUCGAGGAGAUGAUCGGCUUUAGGCCCUGCCUGUGGUGGAAGCUGUGCUGGGUGGUGUUCACUCCUCUCAUCGUGGCUGGCGUGUUCCUGUUUAGUGCUGUCCAGAUGGUUCCUCUCACUAUGAACAACUACGUGUUCCCAGCCUGGGGCCAGGGAGUGGGCUGGUGCAUGGCCCUAUCCUCUAUGCUCCUGAUACCUGGAUACAUGGUCUACAUGUUCCUCAACCUCAAGGGGGAUUACAAAGAGCGUCUGCGGAUAAUGAUCCAACCCCCGAUAAUGGUGAAAGGAGAGCGUCAGGAGAACGGCCCUGAGCAGACACCGGCAGCAGCCACGGAAGAGGCUUACAUCUAAACCCUGUUCUAUUCAGCCUGUCUCCGAGGACAACUCUUUGCAGAAAACAACGUAAUCAAGGAACAGCCGUGAAAAGCGACCAAAUGAUCUACUGAAACUACCGUGAUGAGAGUUGUGAAAGAAGACUUCCCUUCCUUCCACCAGUCAGUCAGUUAGUCAGUCAUUCUAGUCGAAGCCAGAGCCAUGUAUUUAGAGAGAUGAGGUUUCUGCAAUAUGAAGCAUUAACUUGACCCUACAACAUUCUAUAACAGCCAUGUUAGAACCCCAUUAACAUGACACUACAACAUUCUUUAACAGCCAUGUUAGAACCCCAUUAACAUGACACUACAACAUUCUUUAACAGCCAUGUUAGAACCCCAUUAACAUGACACUACAACAUUCUAUAACAGCCAUGUUAGAACCCCAUUAACAUGACCCUACAACAUUCUUUAACAGCCAUGUUAGAACCCCAUUAACAUGACACUACAACAUUCUUUAACAGCCAUGUUAGAACCCCAUUAACAUGACACUACAACAUUCUUUAACAGCCAUGUUAGAACCCCAUUAACAUGACACUACAACAUUCUAUAACAGCCAUGUUAGAACCCCAUUAACAUGACACUACAACAUUCUAUAACAGCCAUGUUAGAACCCCAUUAACAUGACACUACAACAUUCUUUAACAGCCAUGUUAGAACCCCAUUAACAUGACACUACAACAUUCUAUAACAGCCAUGUUAGAACCCCAUUAACAUGACACUACAACAUUCUAUAACAGCCAUGUUAGAACCCCAUUAACAUGACACUACAACAUCAUAUAACAGCCAUGUUAGAACCCCAUUAACAUGACACUACAACAUUCUAUAACAGCCAUGUUAGAACCCCAUUAACAUGACACUACAACAUUCUAUAACAGCCAUGUUAGAACCCCAUUAACAUGACACUACAACAUUCUAUAACAGCCAUGUUAGAACCCCAUUAACAUGACACUACAACAUUCUAUAACAGCCAUGUUAGAACCCCAUUAACAUGACACUACAACAUUCUAUAACAGCCAUGUUAGAACCCUAUUAACAUGACACUACAACAUUCUAUAACAGCCAUAUUAGAACCCCAUUAACAUGACACUACAAUAUUCUAUAACAGCCAUGUUAGAACCUCAUUAACAUGACAUUACAACAUUUUAUAACAGCCAUGUUAGAACCCCAUUAACAUGACACUACAACAUUCUAUAACAGCCAUGUUAGAACCUCAUUAACAUGACACUACAACAUUCUAUAACAGCCAUGUUAGAACCCCAUUAACAUGACACUACAACAUUCUAUAACAGCCAUGUUAGAACCCCAUUAACAUGACACUACAAUAUUCUAUAACAGCCAUGUUAACUCUCCUUUAACAUUACAUGGGUAAUAUUUAAAUAAUGCUAUCUAAAAUUAAUGUGUAGAAUUAGAACAAUUAUUUUAAAUUCUUACUGUUUAAAUAUAUGGCUCUGUUAAUAGCCAUAGUCUGUUGUAAUGACUGUACAAGGUUUCAACGUCAUGAGAGAGAAACCUUAUAGAUGGACUACAGCCUAACCUGACCAGAAACCAACAGCAGGCCAAUAUUAUUACUGAAAAUAUACCUUGUUUUUCUUUCAUUGAAAGACGAAAUAUAUGAAUUAUCAAGUUGUUUGGCAAUAUAUAUAUAUAUAGAAAUAGAUGAAUAUAUACAGUAUACGUAUACAUAUAUUUAGUUUGAUUAUAUAUUAAUUCCACAAAAUGAUCAAAGUUGUAUUUCUAUAAGGAUACAACUUGUUUGUUUCCAUGGCAGCUACAAAUGACAAGGAUCUGGUCAUUUUAGUCUCCGCAAAGAUUAUAUAACUAAAAUGUGGAAUGAAUAAGGGUUCCAUUCAUUUUUGUAUAAAGUUACCAUACUGCAGUUUUCUGUCUUAAAUGAUGUUGUACAACUCCACCGUGUUAUAGGUGUAACUGUGGCCUCUGUGACUUGUCCGUAUGACCUGAUCUGUACGUCUACGUGUUUUCUGCAAUAAUAUGAUAAUCUCAGAAACUAAAGCACAUACGGUGUAUUUCUGAUAUGUAAAAUAAUAAAUUGCAAUAAUGAUAAUAGUAUAAUUUAAUGAAAUAAUAUAUACACUUGUCUAGUCAAAAUAAUCUUGUUUUAUAUAUUUCUAGCAGUUCUAAUGUAAAAUAUUAUAUGUAAAAAAAAAUCCAUAAUAAAUGUCUUUAGAUGGUGUUAUAUGAAAAAAAAGCAUGAUUGCUGUAUAUGUUUUCUGCAGAAGUAAAUAAAAUAAAUAAAGAACUGUAGAUUAUAA